CAUGAAACGGGUGUUGACGGUCACGUCACAUUUUGCCGGCCCUAAAACGCGUGCUGUGGCUGCCUGGCGGAGACCCAAAUCCAGCUCGCUUCCGGAACCCCGACGGAGAGGGAGGGAAGCGGCGGGCAGCGAAGCCAAAAGAAAAAAAGACAAAAGAGGAGCCGUAAAAGGAAGCUCGUCUUCUCUCCUUCCUUCCUUGGAUUUCCCUUACCCCUCUCUUUUUGUGACAGGAGAGCAAGGAUUAGGGUUUGGGGCUUAUUUGGAGAGGUGCGGAGAUGGGGAAUAUAUUUGUGAAGAAACCCAAGAUCACGGACGUGGAUCGCGCCAUCCUCUCCCUCAAGACCCAACGCCGCAAGCUCGCUCGACACCAGCAGCAGCUUGAUGCUGUUAUUGAAGCUGAGAAGCAAGCUGCAAGGGACCUGAUUCGAGAGAAGAGGAAAGACAGGGCCCUCCUUGCACUAAAGAAGAAGAAAACUCAGGAAGAAUUAUUGAAGCAAGUUGAUGCUUGGUUAAUUAAUGUUGAGCAACAAUUGGCAGAUAUUGAACUGGCAAGCAAACAGAAAGCUGUAUUUGAAAGCUUGAAGGCAGGCAAUAAUGCCAUUAAAGCUAUACAAAGUGAGAUCAAUCUGGAAGAUGUUCGCAAGUUGAUGGAUGAUACAGAAGAGGCAAAGGCCUAUCAAGAUGAAAUCAAUGCAAUCCUAGGCGAGCGUUUAUCUGCUGAGGAUGAGGAAGAUGUUUUGGCAGAAUUCGAGAACUUGGAAAGUGAGAUCACCCUGCAGUCUUUGCCAGCGGUUCCUGCUUCAUCAGUGCCGUCCACAGAAGCAGCUAGAAAGACACCUAAAGUGCAGCCAGAAGCGGGACUCCAAGUUGAAGACAAAGAAGAUGAGGUUCUCGAGCUUCCUGAAGUACCUACCACGACCCCAGUCCCAGCGACAUCAGAUGACAUCUCAACUAAAGCAACAAGGAUAAAAGUUUUGGAGGAACCACUACCUGCUUGAAUGACGGAUUGCAUUUACAAACGAUCGACACUUCCAACUGCUUGGUUCAUGCGGUGAUAUCUGGAUUUGUAUAGUGUGUAAAAAUGAUAUCUUUGUUCUUUUUCAACCAACUUUUAUCCUUCCAUCUCGAUGUCAAUGUAAUGUUAUCGGAAUGUUUGUCAACCUGCUCAAAAUCUGAAGUGUAUCUGUUACUCCUUGGACUUCUAUUUGCUAAAUUAUUUUGGCUGCAUAAA
Molecule: messenger RNA, 1231 nt
Organism: Phoenix dactylifera (date palm)
Lineage: Eukaryota; Viridiplantae; Streptophyta; Magnoliopsida; Arecales; Arecaceae
Source: RefSeq, a predicted model, not a curated record